AAUGGGUUUCUUUUCGUUCCUCGGACGAGUCCUUUUCGCUUCUCUCUUCAUUCUCUCCGCCUGGCAAAUGUUUAAUGAUUUUGGGGUUGAUGGUGGGCCUGCGGCAAAGGAGUUGAUACCCAAACUUGCCGUUGCUAGGAAGCACCUAUCCUCAACAUUAGGGUUAGGAAUACCUGAUAUAGAAGUUAGACAUAUUGUUGCAACUACUAUCUUUCUGAAAGGAAUUGGAGGUAUUUUAUUUGUAAUUGGCAACACCUUUGGAGCUUUUCUCCUGCUUGUCCACUUGGUGCUUAUCACCCCACUUCUGUUUGAUUUCUACAACUAUGGUCCGAUGGACCCUGAAUUUGUUCCUCUCUUAAAUGAAUUCUUGCAGAACAUUGCACUUUUUGGUGCAUUGCUUUUCUUCAUAGGAAUGAAGAACUUAAUUCCUAGGAGGCAACUCAAGAAGAAGACUCCGAAAGCAAAAACAGGUUAGGUACACCAGAGAAGCUAUUUUCCACUGUUGGGAUUGUUCUUUCGGGCAUGCCCAAGAACUUGGGGUUACCACUGUCAAUGCAGCAUCAGAUACUGUUUUUUGGAGUUUUUUCAAGUCAAGGACCCAAAAUUUUUAUAUUCUUUUCCUUUUCUAGAGAUUGUUAUGCUGACAGUCCCUGCUCACAGGGUAUAUUGUCAUUUUGGAAAGUGAAUGGAUAGCAACAUAUUUCAUUGCUCUUAGCACAAUUAGGAUUUCAUACUGCAAUUUUCGCUGAUCAUGGAUGAUAAACUGCCAUGCUUUUUAUUUGUAGAUUAAGAUCUUAGACAUUUUGUUAGUAAGUCUUGAAGCCUUUA
Pistacia vera is the source of this 828-nucleotide messenger RNA. RefSeq lists its product as uncharacterized. The record is from RefSeq and is a predicted model, not a curated record. Lineage: Eukaryota; Viridiplantae; Streptophyta; Magnoliopsida; Sapindales; Anacardiaceae. Bases 2 to 475 code for a protein of 157 amino acids. The transcript has 5 exons.